Messenger RNA from Acomys russatus (golden spiny mouse), 4837 nucleotides. RefSeq names its product MN1 proto-oncogene, transcriptional regulator (gene Mn1). Gene Ontology annotation, biological process: regulation of DNA-templated transcription. NCBI's taxonomy places the organism in Eukaryota, Metazoa, Chordata, Mammalia, Rodentia, Muridae. The transcript has 2 exons. Bases 630 to 4523 code for a protein of 1297 amino acids. The record is from RefSeq and is a predicted model, not a curated record.
GAGCCGCGCGUCUCCCGCAGCCUGCGCUCCCGUCCGGGCGCCCGCAUCUCCUGCUGCGGGGCCAGCACCAGCGAUGAGGAGCGGAGCGGCCGCUCUUCCGAGCAGCUGAAGCAUUCGCCGCCGAUCGCCCGCGGCCGACUGGAGGUGCGGGAGCCGGUGCGGCCCCGGCACGGGGACUCCGGGCAAGGGAAGGACCAAGGGGCUCCCAUACGGUCCCAGCCGCCGCGCCGUGGACUCCAGAAGGUGAUCGUCCUGCUCGCCCGCCCCUUUCCCUCCUCCACCAACCUAACUUUUUGUCUCAGCCCCGUUGGCCGCCGGGUCUCCUCUCCGCAUACCCACCCGCGGCCGUGCAGUCCACCCGGGGCAUGGGCCCCACGACAAGGCUCCAGGAGGCGCAGCGGCCUCACAAGACGUGAGAGGCCCGCUUGGGUCGAUUCCGAGGUUCUGGAGAGCCGCGGAGAGCUCCCAGGCAGCGCCCGCGCGCCCGGCUCGGGUGGCUGUGAGCGCUGCGCCCUGCGGUGCAGAACGUCCCGGAACGCCAGAGCCGCGGCUGAAGCGAGUAGCUGGCUCGAGGCGCGCAGUGGAGCAGGCUGUCAUGCCCUAUUGAUCUCCCCAGUCCCCCGCCAAGUAUGUUCGGGCUGGACCAGUUCGAGCCCCAGAUCAACAACCGGCACGCUGGUCAGGGCGAGGGGAACUUUAACGAAGCCGGACUGAGCAUGAACGCCCACUUUAAGGCUCCCGCUUUCCACGCCGGGCCCCCUCCUGGCCCUGUGGACCCUGCCAUAAGCUCUCUGGGCGAACCCCCGAUCUUGGGUUUGAACAUGGAGCCCUAUGGCUUCCACGCGCGCGGCCACUCCGAGCUGCACGCUGGGGGGCUGCAGGCGCAGCCUGUGCACGGCUUCUUCGGUGGCCAGCAGCCUCACCACAGCCACCCGGGGGGCCACCACCCGCACCAGCAUCACCCCCACUUCGGGGGCAACUUCGGUGGUCCGGACCCAGGUGCUUCGUGUCUGCACGGGGGCCGGCUGCUUGGCUAUGGAGGUGCAGCGGGCGGCCUGGGCAGCCAGCCGCCCUUCGCAGACAGUUAUGAGCACAUGGCAGAGAGCCAGGGGCCGGAGGGCUUCGGCCCGCAGCGGCCGGGAAACCUCCCGGACUUCCACAGUUCGGGCACCUCGGGCCAUGCGGUGCCCGCCCCGUGCCUGCCGCUGGACCAGAGCCCUAACCGGGCUGCCUCUUUCCAUGGCCUGUCCGCCUCCAGUGGCUCGGAUUCUCACAGCCUGGAACCCCGGAGGGUGACAAACCAAGGAGCCGUAGAUUCGCUGGAAUACAAUUACCCGGGCGAGCCGCCCUCAGGACAUUUUGACAUGUUUUCGCCCUCUGACUCCGAAGGGCAGCUGCCACACUACGCUGCGGGUCGCCAGGUUCCCGGGGGCGCUUUCCCGGGUGCUUCAGCCAUGCCCAGAGCUGCAGGCAUGGUGGGUUUGUCCAAAAUGCAUGGCCAGCCACAGCAGCCGCCGCCACAGCAGCAGCAACCGCAGCACGGAGUGUUCUUCGAGAGGUUUGGCGGGGCCCGAAAGAUGUCCGUGGGUCUGGAGCCUGCGGUGGGCUCCCGGCACCCGUUGAUGCAGCCUCCCCCGCAGCAGCAGCCUCCACAGCAGCAGCAGCCGCCACCACCGGGGCUUCUGGUCCGACAGAAUUCUUGCCCUCCUGCGCUCCCGCGGCCCCAGCAGGGAGAGGCUGGCACACCCAGUGGCGGCCUGCAGGACGGGGGCCCCAUGCUGCCCAGCCAGCACGCACAGUUCGAAUACCCCAUCCACCGGCUAGAGAACCGGAGCAUGCACCCGUAUUCUGAGCCUGUUUUCAGCAUGCAGCACCCCCCUCCUCAGCAGGCGCCCAACCAGAGGCUGCAGCAUUUCGACGCUCCCCCCUACAUGAACCUGGCCAAGAGGCCGCGCUUUGACUUCCCGGGCAGCAGCGGAGGCGUGGACCGCUGUGCCUCGUGGAAUGGCAGCAUGCAUAACGGCGCCCUGGAAAACCAACUCUCUCCCUCUGCCUACCCAGGCCUCCCAGGUGAGUUCACACCGCCUGUGCCGGACAGCUUUCCCUCGGGACCGCCCUUGCAGCACCCGGGGCCGGACCACCAAUCCCUGCAGCAGCAGCAACAGCAACAGCAGCAGCAGCAACAACAACAACAGCAGCAGCAGCAACAGCAGCAGCAGCAACAGCAGCAACGCCAGAAUGCGGCCCUCAUGAUUAAACAAAUGGCGUCCCGGAACCAGCAGCAACGGUUGCGACAGCCUAAUCUGGCUCAGCUAGGCCAUCCUGGGGACGUGGGCCAGGGCGGCCUGGUCCAUGGAGGUUCUGUGAGCGGCUUGGCCCAGACUAACUUUGAGCGCGAAGGCGGCGGUGGGGGUGCUGGGCGCCUGGGUGGCUUCGAACAGCAGCCCCACCUGGCGCAGGAGAGCGCGUGGUUCCCUGGUCCACACCCGCCCGGAGACCUGCUACCCCGGAGGAUGGGCGGCGCGGGGAUGCCGGCUGACUGCGCGCCGCACGACCCUGGCCUGGCGCCUCCUCCUGCUCCCGGUGGCUCAGGGGUGCUUUUCCGAGGCACUCUGCAGGAGCCUCUGAGGAUGCCGGGGGAAGGCCACGUGCCCGCCCUGGCCUCGCCCGGGCUGCAGUUUGGGGGCAGCUUGGCGGGCCUAGGCCAGUUGCAGUCGCCUGGGGCCGGUGUGGGACUGCCCAGCGCUUCAUCGGAGCGACGGCCUCCGCCUCCGGACUUCCCCGCGCCAGCUCUCGGGGCCCAGUCCGGCUUUCCAUUCGGCUCCGGGAGUCGGCAGGCCACGCCGCACAGCGCUCCGGGCGUGAACUCGCCCCCGGGCGCGGGCUCGGGCAGCGGCAGCUCCGGCGCCGGCGGGGGCGCUUACCCACCGCCGCCGCCGGAUUUCCAGCCCGGCCAGCGCAACUCGGCCAGUAAGCUGGGCGCGCUGUCUUUGGGGUCCUUCAACAAGCCCAGCUCCAAGGACAACCUGUUCGGCCAGAGCUGCCUGGCUGCGCUCUCCACGGCUUGCCAGAACAUGAUCGCCAGCCUGGGUGCUCCUAACCUCAACGUGACUUUCAACAAGAAGAACCCACCUGAGGGGAAGAGGAAACUGAGCCAGAACGAGCCCGACAGUGCGGCUGCGGCCGGUAACCCGGGCUCGGAUUACUUUCCCGGAGGGACGACUCCUGGGGCCACUGGACCCGGAGGCCCUUCCGGCACCAGCGGUGGCAGUUCGAAAGCCUCAGGACCGCCCAACCCUCCCAUCCAGGGGGAUGGUACCAGUCUCUCCCCCAAUUACACCCUUGAGUCAACGUCGGGGAACGACGGCAAGCCCGUCCCUGGGGGCGGUGGCCGGGGAAGGGGACGCAGAAAAAGGGACAGUGGUCACGUGAGCCCCGGGACCUUCUUUGACAAGUACUCUGCAGCUCCCGACAGCGGGGGAGCGCCAGGGGUGAGCCCUGGGCAGCAGCAGGCUCCUGGCUCAGCUGCCGGGGGAGGCUCGGUGAACGAGGCCCGCGGGCCCACGCCCCACGAGAAGGCCCUCACGUCCCCCUCGUGGGGAAAGGGAGCCGAGUUGCUCCUAGGGGACCAACCGGAUCUCAUGGCAUCCCUGGACAGCACAGCCAAGUCGGACAGUAGUUCCCCACACGUGGGCAGCGAGUUCGCCUCUGACGAGGUGAGCACAAGUUUCGCGAAUGAGGACGAAGUGUCCUCCAGUUCUGACAACCCUACAGCUCUGGCCAAAGCCAGCCGAAGUCCCCUGGUGACCAGCUCACCCAAACUCCCUCCUCGGGGCGUGGGUGCUGGGGAACAUGCACCCAAGGCUCCAGCCCUCGGCCUGGGCAUCUUGUCUACCUCUACCUCGACCCCUGACAGCUAUGGUGGGGGCGUGGGCACUGGACAUCCCGGCACACCGGGCCUGGAGCAGGUCCGGACCCCGACGAGCAGCAGUGGCCCGCCUCCUCCUGACGAGGUCCAUCCCUUGGAGAUCCUCCAGGCCCAGAUCCAGCUGCAGAGACAGCAGUUUAGCAUCUCGGAGGACCAGCCCCUGGGCCUCAAAGGGGGCAGAAAGGCAGCGGAGUGUGCCGUAGGGGCCUCGGGGGCACAGAACGGUGACAGCGAGCUGGGUAGCUGCUGCUCCGAAGCGGUCAAGAGCGCCAUGACCACCAUUGACCUGGACUCCCUGAUAGCAGAACACAGCACCACCUGGUACAUGCCUCCUGACAAGGCUCUGGCGGAUGGCGGAGACGAGGACAAGACGCUGGCGCCCUGGGAGAAGGCCAAGUCACAGAACCCCAACAAAGAAGCCCACGACCUCCCCACCAACAAGGCCUCAGCCACCCAGCCCGGAAGCCACCUGCAGUGCCUGACUGUCCACUGCACAGAUGGCGACCCCAAGGCCCGCGCCUCCGUACCCACCUGGCGGUCUCUGCACUCUGACAUCUCCAACCGAUUUGGGACAUUUGUGGCUGCCCUGACUUGAGCCCACGGGAGCCCUUGCCCUGUCCACCCAUGUGGCUGAGCAGACUCAUGUUUUUAUCUAGGUUGGUACCUGCUUAGUGGCACUCGGAGUGGGAAGGGUUCAUCACUUAAGGGGGCUGGGGAAGGCAAUGAAAGGAACCGCAAAAAUUACUUUAAAGAAACUGUGUGCCACACCGUGACACCGGUGUCAGCCCUCAGCCGACAGCAAAUGCUGGCUCAAGCCUUUUUUUCCUGCUAGAGAACCCCUGUUUUCUGUACUUGGCGUGUGUUCUGGGAGGCCCGUUCCUUUCUAAAGCCCAGGCAGGUGCACCUGUC